Messenger RNA from Owenia fusiformis, 948 nucleotides. Lineage: Eukaryota; Metazoa; Annelida; Polychaeta; Sabellida; Oweniidae. The record is from the annotation of a GenBank genome assembly.
GAUUCAGGAGUUUCCUCUGUGUUGUCGAUUUUUUGCUGCGUAGAUUUUUCAUCAUUUUUUGAAGUGUCUUUUUCUUGUUUUUCCUGUUCCUUUUCAUCACUAACAGUACCUCCGAGCCACGAUGUAACGCUGUUAAACAUGCUGCACGGUUGCUUUUCACACUGCUACUCCGCUAUAUACAGAUAUUCAGCAAAGUAGAUGAUGUUUUGAAAAAAUUACAGAAAUUGUUUGGUUUUGAGACUAAAUUUCAGCAUGGCGACUUUUUAUGGAGAAAUUGUUCAGCCUUACUCAAGAGCUGUUGACGACGACGAUGAUGAAGAUGAUGUCAUUCCAGAUACUAGUUGCUCUGUAUUGAGAUGGUCUCCAACUGCAAAGUUGGAAAUGGAGGAGUCUCCAACACAGUGCCUUCAAUGUGAAGUUCUCAUUAUUGCCAUUGGCCAGGAGGCCACAGGUUUUUCUCAGGCCUAUCUUCUGGAGAAUGACGCUGAGAUUAUCUGUGUGAUAUGUAGCGGAAUGGAUGAACAGGAUGUGAACACAUUCUCCCAGACGGCACCAACAGAUAAAACAUGUUAUAUAUAUCGACUCAAAUCUCGUCCUAACAUCAUGAUGUGCAUGUGCAACUCUAAGGUGACCUCGGAGGCCUCUUAUUCCUGGACUGAAAAGGUUUUUUCUAAGCUUGAAAAACCACCAGACCAACAAAUGUAUGUGGCAGUGUUAUCAUCCACGUUAGCAUCUGAAUUCAAAAGUGAAACCCCCAUAGGUGAUUUGAAAUUACCAUUCUUGAGGUCGCUUUCUACAAAUGAAUUCCCAGGGACACCAAUAUGCCCAUAUUUGGAGGUGCCCAAUGUAGUACCAGGACUUCCUGCCUCAAGUGAGUAUUUGUCAAAAUUUUCAAUAACCAUCUCACUGUUUCUCUCUGUGCUUGAUGCUUUGGUAGAUUUCAAAUAG